Messenger RNA from Metarhizium acridum CQMa 102, 1596 nucleotides. Lineage: Eukaryota; Fungi; Ascomycota; Sordariomycetes; Hypocreales; Clavicipitaceae. The record is from RefSeq and is a predicted model, not a curated record.
AUGCUGCCAGUAGUCGGGCUGGUCUCUUUGAUCAGAGAGCAAGAGCGACGAUUUACCCUAGAGACGCUCGCAGUCACCUUUAUUCUCGCGCCACUCAUCUACAUUCUCGUCAACGAGGUUAUCCGGUACAAUGCACGCAUAGGGGGGAUGAAGGGGCCGAAAGGCCUGCCGGUCAUAGGCAAUCUCUGGGACAUUAGAGUGAAUGCGGCGGAAAAGUACCGCGAAUGGGCUCGCAAGUUUGGCGACGUUUACCAAAUCCAGCUGGGCAAUAUACCAGUCGUUGUGGUGAACUCUGCGGCGGCCGGGAGGUCUAUUUUCGGCCAAAAUGCGCAAGCAAUGAGCUCACGGCCUGAAUUUUACACGUUUCACAAGGUUCUUUCCGACACGGCGGGAACUACCAUUGGGACAUCGCCAUACAGCGAGUCGCUGAAGCGUCGACGCAAAGGCGCCGCCUCGGCGCUGAACAAGCCCUCGAUCCAGAUGUACAUAUCGCAUCUUGACAUCGAGUCCCGGGACUUCGUGAGGGAGCUGUACGAAUACGGCGAGGCUGGCAAGACGCCGACAGACCCCAUGCCCAUGAUCCAGCGCCUGUCCCUAUCCCUCGCCCUGACGCUCAACUGGGGCAUCCGUCUCAAGAGCCAAAAGGACAAUCUGUUUGACGAAAUCACGCAUGUCGAGGAGGAGAUUAGCAGGUUCCGGUCGACGACGGGAAAUCUCCAGGACUUCAUCCCGCUCCUGCGGCUGAACCCCAUCAACAUGCACUCGUCCAAAGCCAAGGAGAUGCGUAGCCGGCGUGAUGUCUACCUGACCAACCUCAACAACGGCCUGGACGAGCGCAUCGCCAACGGAACUUACAAGCCUUGCAUCCAGGCCAAUGUCAUUCUCGACGAGGACGCCAAGCUCAACAAGGAGGAGCUCACCUCCAUCAGUCUGACCAUGUUGUCGGGAGGUCUGGACACGGUCACAACCCAAGUGGCCUGGUUUGUGGCCUUUUUGUCACAAAGCCCCGAGAUUCAAGACAAGGCGGUGUCGGAAAUUCGAAAGUUUUACGACGAAGACAACCCCAUGUGUGACGAAAACGACGACCAAAAGUGCCCCUACGUCGUCGCCUUGGUGAAGGAGUCGCUGCGGUAUUUUACGGUUCUCAGACUGGCACUGCCGCGCGCAUCGACAAAGGCCGUUUCGUACGCUGGGCUCACCAUCCCAAAGGGAUCCAUUGUAUUUCUCAAUGCUUGGGCUUGCAACAUGGACAACAACGUGUGGCACGAUCCAGAAGUGUUCCGCCCCGAGCGGUGGUUUGAGCAGCCCGACGCGCCUCUGUUUACCUACGGAAUUGGAUACCGGAUGUGUGCCGGGUCUCUGUUGGCAAACCGGGAGUUGUACCUGGUGUACAUGAGACUGCUCAACAGUUUCCGCGUCGAGAAAUACGACACGGUGGACUGCCACCCCGUCACCGGAAACUCGGAUCCGACGAGUCUGGUGGCGCUGCCGCAUCGGUAUCGGGCAAGGUUUGUCCCUCGUCACCCUGCGGCCUUGAAAAGGGCCGUGGAAGAGACAAAGGCCAUGGGCAGCAUGGAUGAAGUUGUUUCAGCGUGA